Molecule: messenger RNA, 1752 nt
Organism: Monodelphis domestica (gray short-tailed opossum)
Lineage: Eukaryota; Metazoa; Chordata; Mammalia; Didelphimorphia; Didelphidae
Gene: MUS81
Product: MUS81 structure-specific endonuclease subunit
Biological process (GO): double-strand break repair via break-induced replication; resolution of meiotic recombination intermediates; DNA catabolic process
Cellular component (GO): Holliday junction resolvase complex; nucleus
Molecular function (GO): DNA binding; 3'-flap endonuclease activity; crossover junction DNA endonuclease activity
Source: RefSeq, a predicted model, not a curated record
AUGGCCUCGUCUGCGCCCGCGCCCGCGCCUCGCCUAGGCCGGAAGCGGCCGCUGCCUGCCUGCGCCAAUCCGCUCUUCGUGCGCUGGCUCCAGGAGUGGCGGGAUGAGGCAGCCGGCCAGGGCCGUCGGGCACGCUUUGUCUACCAGAAGGCCUUGCGCUCCCUGCUGAGAUACCCCCUGCCUCUGAGAAGUGGGAAAGAAGCCAAGAUCCUCCAGCACUUUGGGGACACCCUCUGCCGCAUGCUGGACCAGCGCCUGGAGCAGCACCUGGCCUCUGGGGGAGGCAAGCCAGUCUCUGAGCUCCCACAGGGAGAGUUGAGCAGACCCCCAGAGGAGGCAGUCCCUUCUGAAUCGAUGCCAGGCCGUCCCAAGGGUGGUGGCCGUGGCAGCUACAGACCACCCCGUCAUUCAGCCGCACGGGCUCUGCUACUGAUUCUCUACAAGGAACAGCUGGAUCCCAGAAGCCAAGGGUCCCUGACCAAGGAUGAGCUCCUGAAGAGGUGUGAGCAGGAAGCCCCCAGGGUGGCCCUCGGCUCGAGCAGUCAGCCCUGGCCAGCCCUGCGCUCCCUCCUGCACAGAAACCUCAUUUUGAAAACCCAGCGGCCAGCCAGGUACUCACUAACCCCUGGGGGAUUAGAGCUGUGUCGGGAGCUGGCAGAGGCUGAAGGUCCGACAGAGCCGCCUGCUAGGAUACAGCCAAGAUCCACCCAGUCCCCUAGCAGGGAGGCAGAAGACAGGCCCCAGGACACUGUGUCUCAACUAGGCGCCAGGACCCGGACUCUGGAGCCACCCCUCGAGCUGGGGCCAGGGGAGUACAGGAUCCUCUUGUGUGUGGAUGUCAGUGAGACCACGGGGGGUAGCCACCGGCCAGAGAUUCUGAGGGAGCUGAAGCGCCUGGGAGUCCCCCAUGAUGUCCGAAAGCUACAUGUUGGGGACUUUGUCUGGGUGGCUCAGGAGACUAGUCCGAGGGAGCCGGCCCGGCCCAGCGAGCUCGUCCUGGACCAUGUGGUGGAGAGGAAACGCCUGGACGACCUGUGUGGCAGCAUCAUUGAUGGGCGCUUUCGGGAGCAGAAGUUCCGCCUAAAACGCUGUGGCCUCAGCCAUCGGGUGUACCUGGUAGAAGACCAUGGCUCUGCCCACAGCCUCAGCCUCCCUGAAAGCACUCUGCUGCAGGCAGUCACCAAUACACAGGUGAUCGAUGGCUUCUUUGUGAAACGUACAGCAGACCUGAAGGAGUCGGCCGCCUACCUGGCUCUCCUCACCCGGGCUCUGCAGAAACUCUAUGAGGGUCAGACGCUGCGGUGCCGGCCCUGGGGGGCUGAGGGAGACCCUGGGACCCGGCCCCCACCCUGCACCCUCUUCACCUUCAGAGACUUCAAUGAGGGGGCCAUGAAAAACAAGGCCCAGUCUGUGAGAGAGGUGUUUGCUCGGCAGUUGAUGCAGGUGCGCGGGGUGAGCGGAGAGAAGGCUGCUGCCCUGCUGGGCACGUACAGCACUCCGGCCAGCCUCCUGGCUGCCUACGAUGCCUGCGCCAGCCGCCAAGAGCAGGAGAAGCUGCUGAGCUCCAUCAAGUGUGGGCGCCUGCAGAGGAACCUGGGCCCAGCCCUGAGCCGGACCCUGUGCCAGCUCUACUGUACUGCUGGGCCGCUGCCCUGAGCCAGCCUGGAGGAGACAUGGCGCAAGGCCCGGGGAGGGGACGGGGUCGGGACUUGGACAAGAAAUGUUUUGGAUAGAAUAAAAGUGUGACUGCCA